Messenger RNA from Motacilla alba alba, 3086 nucleotides. RefSeq names its product NF-kappa-B inhibitor zeta-like. The coding region runs from base 168 to 2213 and encodes 681 amino acids. Gene Ontology annotation, biological process: regulation of gene expression. The record is from RefSeq and is a predicted model, not a curated record. Gene Ontology annotation, molecular function: DNA binding; POU domain binding. Gene Ontology annotation, cellular component: nucleus. NCBI's taxonomy places the organism in Eukaryota, Metazoa, Chordata, Aves, Passeriformes, Motacillidae. The transcript has 13 exons.
GGAAGCUGGACUCAGCUAAUUACACUGGAGGAUUAAUUACAUUGCCAUGGACUCCAUGUGAUACUGGAUUGAUUUUUAAUUUUUUUUUUUUUAAACACAACUGAACCGGGUUUUUUUCCCUCCCCUCUUCUCUUUCAUCUUUUUCUGCACACACACACACAGUGGAGAUGUUGCAAACAGUCUGCAUGAGCCCCGAGCUGCUCGUCAACCAAAACAUGAGUGAAGGUGAAAUCUGUGGCUACAGCCCAGGCCAGGGAUCUCCCCUGCCUGGAGAAACUGCCAGUCCCAAGAGCUGCUUCCAGCAGAGCCCAUCUCUGCCAGACUCUGGAUUAACUGAGCUGAACGUGGCGAGUCCCAAGAUCUACCACCCUCCUCCUCCUCCUCCUUGCAACCCUCCAGGGAUGCCUGCUCCUGCUGACUCUGAACUUAGCUCUGAUCCCCCUCAGAAGCGCUACAUGGGUGUGAGAGUGAAGAUGCCAGUGCGGGAAUUGCUGAGGAAAAUCCGACUCUCCAAAGGCUUGGACCCGGCUCCCGGCAAGGAAGCCUCACCAGUGAAGAUGGCAGCCAAAGGAUCCUCAGGAAAAACAGCAGAGAAGAGGAGAUCUCACCCUUAUACAGAGAAACAGCUUAGGCAGGGCAAGCAGAGCGCUGGGCAGAGCCCCAAAGGCUUGGAGGACCUCGACAUCCUGGUGGAGGUGCUGCAGGAGGAUCUGAACCAGAGCCAGCUCGGGGAGGAGCCUCGGCACCCCGUGCCAGACGGGUUUUGGCAGGGAUUCUCCAGGGAGCUGCAAGGCUGCCGCUGGCAGAGCGUGGGGAGCGAGGAGGCAGCUGCUGCUGGCCUGCAGGGGAGGCAGCCGGGCCCAGCUGAGCUUCCCCCCGAGUGCUGUGGGAGAGAUUUCCACCCCAUCCUGCGGGGACAGGCAGAGCCUGCCUUCCAUGGCCAGCAGGAAAGCCUCCAGAGGUCCGGCCCGCCUGGAAUGUUCUCCAGGAUGGGCGAGGAGGGGAGCGGCUGGUGGGAGCAGGAUGCUCUCCCGAGCUCCCAGGAAUGUUUCCCGAGGAAUUCUCCAUCCCACGAAGGUCUCCUGAGGAACUCUCCAUCCCAGGAAUGUUUCCCAAGGGAUUCUGCACCCCAAGAAUGUUUCCCGAGGAAUUCUGCACCCCAGGAAGGUUUUCCAAGGAAUUCUGCACCCCAAGAAUGUUUCCUGAGGAACUCUCCAUCCCAGGGAUGUUUCCUGAGGAAUUCUGCACCCCAAGAAUGUCUCCUGAGGAAUUCUGCCCCCCAGGACACGCCUGCCCUCCCCAGCUUGGCAGAGAUGCUGCUGGGAGCUCCCAGGGGCUCUCCAGAUGUGGAGGGACGCUUGAGGCUGACCCCGAAUUCCUUCACCAGGCAGGACCUCUCCGCCCUCUCCUUCUUCCAGUUCCAGCUGCGCAGGGAGGAAAACUUGCUGAGGAACAUCCCAGAGGAAAAACUGCUGGCCCCCGAUGAAAAUGGCAACAGGCUGCUGCACAAGGCUGUCGCCCAGGGAAGGAGGGCUCUGACUUUUGCCCUGGCCCAGAGAUUCGCAGCCCUCAACAAGAUCGACGAGAAGGAUGCAGAGAAAAGGACUGCUUUACAUCUUGCUGCAGAAAAGAACCAGCACCUGAUGGUGAGCGACCUGAUCUCCCUGGGAGCCAACGUCAACGAGCAGGACAGCUCUGGGAGAACUGCCCUGCACCUGUGUGCUGAGAACGGCUACCUGAGAGUCCUGGAGGUCCUGAAAAGCUGCAAGAGCAGCGGGGUGUGUGUGGACGUGGAUGUGCCUGACCACUGUGGUUUGACCCCCCUGCACCGUGCUGCUCUUGCCCACACCGUGCUGGUGACAGAGUGCCAGGGCACUGCCAGGGACAGCAGCACGGGGAGGCUCCUGAGGCUUCGGAGAGCCCAGAUCCUGGAGGGAAUCCUCUGCCUGCUCCAGAUGGGAGCGCGGCCCCGGCUGCAGGUUCUGAAUUCCUGUCAAACCUCCACCCCCUGCCUAAAGCUCGAGGAGAACACAGAGCUCAUGUGUUUGCUUCAGCCUCAUCAACCCCGGGCACAGGAUGUUCCUCAGGAGAGCUGCAGCCUGCUGGGUGCUCCCAGAGGAAUCCCCGCUCCCCCAGCUGCAGAUAACUCACCUGGGCUUUGCUCCUUGGCAUCCUCAGACCUCCUUGAUGUCCUCCUCACAGGGAAGUGCUGAGAGCUCUCACCCCCUGCACCUGAUGGGCCACCCGCUGCAGGAGAAUCACCAGAGCACAGACACCAAAAUACAGAAUGUUUUAUCCUUUAUCUUGAGCUGGCUGCUGGGAAGAUCUCGCCUGGACCCAGAAUUAAAGAGCAAACUGAUAAAUGAGGGGAAUGCUCAGUGCAGAUCUCACCAGGAAUUCAGUGUCAGGUGCUCCGGGAAGAAUUAGAUCUUCAUUUUCUCACAAUUUUGUGCUUCUCUGCUCAGGACUGAGGUCAGUCUGAAGCUCUGAUGGUUUUUCAUGCAGGUGUUUAGCCCAAGAAAAAGAUUUUAACCAUCCAGGGUCUAAUCCUGAGGGUUUCAGCCUGAAAUUAGUCUAUACACUCCAAAUUCUGUGUUCAGAUAGGUGGAAAAUCUCAGUCAUUUUAAACAAUGUUCAGAUAGAUUGAAAAUCUCAGUCAUUUUAAACAAUGUUCAGAUAGAACUGAAAAUCUCAGUCAUUUUUAACAUGAGCUCUGGGAAUUCAGAGCCUAAAUAUUGAAAAUAUUUAAUAUUUUCUGCAGUCUGGCUCUGAACUUGGCCAAGGCUGGAGUGGUCACACUUUAAGGCAGUCUCAAGGUGAAGUCCUUCCAAAAUCAACCAUCGUGCUGAGCAUGUUUCUUCAACAAAAAUCAAGCUUUUUAUUGAUGCAAUCGGAAUUUUGCAAUUUUUGUAGGUGAAGUCUGGGACAAAGUGUUUCCAAUCAGCUCCUUUCCAACAGAUCUGAGAGAGGAUUUUGUAAAGAUAAAAUUGAAAUCCAGAACAGCAGCUUUUGAAGGAUCAGUUUUUUAAAAGUUGGGAGCUCAACAAGGAGCUGAAAUGCUCCUGUGCUGCCAGAAAACCAAGUUA